AUGGUUGACUUUAAUGUGAAUGGAAAAAUAGCAGUUGUCACUGGUGGAACCCGUGGUUUGGGAAUGUACUGCGCAGAGGCACUUGUCCAAAAUGGAGCCAAAACAGUUAUUAUCACUUCGAGAAAGGCUAAGGCUUGUGAAGAGGCUAAAACCCAUUUAGAAGAUUUGGCAAAGAAAGCUUCGAAACAGGUUCAAAUCAUCUCCAUUCCAGCAGAUUUAGCUGUGGAAGAGCAAUGCGAAAAUUUCUACAAAGAAGUGGCAAAGCAAGUUGAUAAAAUUGAUAUACUCGUGGCAAAUGCAGGAGCUACAUGGGGUGCACCUUUGGAAGACCAUGAAAUUAGUGCAAUAAAGAAAGUUGUAAAUUUGAAUCUCGUUGCAGUUUUCCACACCAUCAAAUUGUUUACUCCGUUAUUGGAAAAAGCAGCGACAAAAGAAGACCCAGCAAGAAUCAUACUCAUGUCAUCGAUCAUCAGUAUUAUAAACAACGACACCGUGGGCACUUAUGGGUACUUGGCUUCAAAAGCUGCCGUGUCUCACUUGGGAAGAAACUUAGCAGUACAGUUUUCACCAAGAAACAUCAAUGUCAACUCAAUUUUACCCGGUUUUUUCCCUUCAAAAAUGGCCAAUGGUUUAAUUGAAGCUGCUGGCCCCAUGUUGACAGAGACAAACCCAAGAGGAAGAUUGGGUGAGCGAGAGGAUUUACAAGCAGUGCUUUUGUUCUUGUGUUCGAAACAAGCCAAUUAUAUCAAUGGUGUAGAUUUACCCGUUGAUGGUGGUGCUCGCUUGAACACUCCCGCCUCCCAUUUCUGA
Messenger RNA from Lodderomyces elongisporus, 810 nucleotides. RefSeq lists its product as uncharacterized. The record is from RefSeq and is a predicted model, not a curated record. The coding region runs from base 1 to 810 and encodes 269 amino acids. The transcript has a single exon. NCBI's taxonomy places the organism in Eukaryota, Fungi, Ascomycota, Pichiomycetes, Serinales, Debaryomycetaceae.